UCCCUCCACUAAUUUGGUUGGCCACAUUAUUUGCAGAGUGAUGGAAGCCGCCUUCACUCAACAGUGAAAGGGCCGUAGUUGAGUUUGCUUUCUUCUUCUGUUUCUCUCUCUCCUGGAAAACUACGGUAAAGUUGGACUCCUCUGAGCUUGUCUUAGAUUCAGCGAUUUCGGGGUUAAUAGAUUAGGGUACGUAGAAAUGGUUUCGAUUGAUAGGAUUAGUGCAUUGCCGGAUGAGCUUGGCAUUCAUAUACUGUGUUUUAUGCCCACCAAAGAUGCUGUUGCUACCUCCAUUUUGUCUACAAGAUGGAAGGCCUUGUGGACUCGUCUUCCUUGUCUAAAUUUCUAUGAUGAGAGGGAUUUUGGUGACCAUAAUGAAGAAGAUGUUGAUGUUUUUGAUAUUUUCGUUAGUCAUGUGCUUCACUUUCCCGACUCGGUAGACAUAGAGAAAUGCGCUCUGGUGAUACACAAUGAUCAUGAUGUUCUUGCUGUUGAUGAUUGGAUUUGUACUCUUGUGCGCCGAAAGGUUGUUGAAUUCUAUUUUGCAUUUACGUUUGAUUUGGGAACAACAUUUCGAAUACCCCAGGCACUUUAUAUGUGCAAGACACUGAAGAUUUUGACGCUGCAUUUGUAUACCAACAACUUCACUGCUGAUGAUCCUCCUGCAUUAGGUUGUUUUCCAAAUCUGAAAGAACUCCAUGCUGCCCUCUUUGGUAUUCAGCUAUCGUCAUUGGUAAAGUUUUGUUCUUGCUGCCCUGGGAUUGAGGUUUUGACUAUUGAUGGAAUGGUGGAAAGGGGAGAUGAUGAGGUUUGUGAUAUUCAAGUUCUUGGACGUGAAUUGAAGAUGCUGAAAGUUAGUUUUGAAUGUGAUCCUCAUAAUACUAGUAUCAAUGUGUAUAUCAAUGCCCCAAAGCUUGAAACUCUUUAUCUCAGGAUGGAUGGCUUGUCAAAUUACUUUCUUAUGGGGAGUACCAGGUCCUUGGCCUAUGUUACUAUUGCUUAUGCAGAACUUGGAGAAGAAAAACCACUGCACUUUCCGAACCAGCCAAUUGCAAUUUUGGGUGGUGUUUCUAAUGUUAGAUACCUGUCUCUUUGGACUCCUUGGUUUAAGGACUGGCAUCUGCCUGCUCUUGGUAAUCUGAACCAAUUGAAGCUUGUACUUUGGGAUUGCAAUUACGUGGAAUCGCUAGCUGGUUUUCUUCACAGUGCACCUAAUCUGGAAGAUCUUGUGUUAGAGACUAGCAUCAAAUUUGAAGUAGAAGAUUCAGUUGUUCAAUGGAAUCCACAUGAGGAUGUGCCUGUUUGUUUGUCAUCACAUUUGAAGACUAUCUCCAUAACAGGAUUCAGGGGACGGCAGGAUGAGAUGGAAAUGGCAAAGUAUCUAUUGAUGAAUGGUCCCUUUUUGAAAAAGAUGACAAUUUAUGCUGAUCUUUCUUGUGCAGAUGAGGACUUGUACAAGGAAUUUUCAAUGUUUCAGAGGACGAAUGAUUGUCAAGUUGAACUUAUUAUGAUGCAAACGUCAGGAAGAUAUGAUGGAAGAUGUGAUUUCCGUUGGUGGGUUGAUUAUGAUUGCAAUUGAAAUCUACUUGCACUUGCAAUAGAGACAUUGAUGAAAGAGAAAGUGGUGUGUCCUAACGGAAGACAUCGAAGUCCCUUAUCAACUGUUUUUGCUGAUAAUUGCGUUAAGAACAAUCUGCUUCUUGUGAACCUGGAGCUGCUCGUCGACUGGAGCAUAGCUCGAAGCUAGGAAAUAUC
Messenger RNA from Argentina anserina (silverweed cinquefoil), 1752 nucleotides. RefSeq names its product putative FBD-associated F-box protein At5g53635. Gene Ontology annotation, molecular function: protein binding. The record is from RefSeq and is a predicted model, not a curated record. The transcript is spliced from 4 exons. The coding region runs from base 197 to 1576 and encodes 459 amino acids. Lineage: Eukaryota; Viridiplantae; Streptophyta; Magnoliopsida; Rosales; Rosaceae.